Macadamia integrifolia is the source of this 1587-nucleotide messenger RNA. RefSeq lists its product as uncharacterized. The record is from RefSeq and is a predicted model, not a curated record. Lineage: Eukaryota; Viridiplantae; Streptophyta; Magnoliopsida; Proteales; Proteaceae. The transcript has 10 exons. Bases 204 to 1241 code for a protein of 345 amino acids.
UUUUUUACUUGUUUUGUCUGAACUGUGAAGUCGUCAGAUUCGAUCACCCUCUGUUGCGGCUCUUCUCUAUUUUUUGAUUCUUCUCUUAAUCUUUCGCUUAUCUGGUUUUAAAGUUUCUUCCUAAAGUCAAUCGUGCUUCUGGGAUUUGUUGAGUUCCUUUUUUCCCUAUUUUCUUUCCUUUCUAAGCGAAGAAGGGGGAGAAGAUGACCCAGACGAGCAGUGAUAGCGGUAGCGGAAGCAGCACAGAUUUCCUUAUACCUGACGAGAUCUUAUCUGUGAUUCCAACGGAUCCAUAUGAUCAACUCGAUUUGGCUAGGAAGAUUACGUCCAUGGCGAUUGCGUCUCGGGUGUCGAAUCUGGAGACGGAAUCUGGUAGGUUGAGGCAGAAGAUUCUGGAGAAGGAUCGGUUGAUUGUCGAGCUUGAAGAGAAGGUUUUAAGGCUGGAGGAGGCAUUUCGGGAGACUGAUGAGCGCUUGAGGAUUGUCUUGGAUGGGAAUGUUAAGCUAGCGAAGGAGCGAGAUUCUCUAGCUAUGACCGCGAGGAAAAUGAACCGGGAUUUGUCCAAGUUGGAGACGUUCAAGCGGCAACUGAUCCGAUCACUCAGUGAGGACAGUUCAUCUCAAGCUGAAGCUGUUGAUAUAGGAACCUGUGACCAGUCAGUUGCUAAUACUUAUUCCUUGAAGGAUGAUGGAAGAACAAUUGGGUACUUGGCACCACAUGUUAGUGGUUCUACAGAAAUGGGGAAACUGAAUGAAGAUGCCAUCAGAUAUGCUGGGAAUAAAUACUCUUUGAGUCCAUACAUCACCCCACGCCUUACUCCUACUGGAACACCAAUAAUGAUCUCCUCAGGUUGCUCUCCGGGAGGAUACUCGGCUACUGGAUCUCCAAAUAUGACAUCUGGUACCACAUCACCCACAAAAUCCCACCUGGAAAGACGAUCUACAUUUUCAUCAUGGUACCCAUCAAGCCAGCAGUCCUCCGCAGCAAGCUCUCCUCCAAAUGGAUGCCCAUUGCCAGCACGAACUACUCGAAUUGAUGGCAAGGAGUUCUUCCGGCAAGCCAGGAGUCGCCUUUCAUAUGAACAAUUCAGAGCAUUUCUAGCCAACAUUAAGGAGCUUAAUGCUCAUAAACAAUCACGAGAGGAAACCUUAAAGAAAGCAGAAGAGAUAUUUGGAACAGAUAACAAAGAUCUUUACUUGUCUUUCCAAGGGUUGCUUAACCGCAGCACACAUCAGAACUAAUGUACAUUUCUCAGACAUUGUUGAUAGAUCAUGAUACCAGAGUUGAGAUGUAAUAGGUGGGUUUCAAAUAGAAGUGGCGAUCCUUGACAGUUGACCCGACACCUGCAGCUAAGUCAGAUCGUAUAUUAAACUGGUUGGGAUCAGCAAGGGCUCCAGAUCUGGUGGACUAGCGUACUUCAUUGGCUAUAGCCGAAACCAGCCUAGCUUGCUAGCUUGCCCCUGGUCACUAUCCUAAACCUCAAUAACCUACCCAAACCUUAAAGCUUCUUGGUAGUCCUAUUCAGAUAUUUGUAUUAUGGUCCAACAUUGUUUAUUUUAUAGAAAUUGAGGUAAAAUUACAGUUGAA